Molecule: messenger RNA, 4369 nt
Organism: Nymphalis io (European peacock)
Lineage: Eukaryota; Metazoa; Arthropoda; Insecta; Lepidoptera; Nymphalidae
Exons: 5
Coding region: 281-1291 (336 amino acids)
Source: RefSeq, a predicted model, not a curated record
CUUUGUUACCAAGACAAUUAAUUUCGAUAUUUUUUUGUUUAUCUAACGUUUAUUUAAUGGCCUCAUUAUAAAAUAACAAAAUUUUGCUUCUAAUAUAAUAGCGUUAAUUCAAAGUUUUAAUGUUUACAUAAUUUUUUGGGGUGUGUAUGCCUCUGUCAGUAAUAUUGAUUUGUUUUAUUUUGCGAAUGAUUGUUAAACAAAGAUGUAGGUAAUAUCUUCUUUAUUAUAAAUAAAAACCUGGAAAUGAAUAAGAAGGGCGUUUUGUGAUAAUGUAUUCAUAAUGAAAACUAAAAGCUUUCUACUAUUUUCCACGUCAGUUUUUGCAAUAAGUUUAUUUUUGAUAAUUUUCCACUCCCAGCCACCGCAGUCUUUUCAAAGCAUUGUCACACAAACCCACCAGCACAUCAAAGAUUUUCAGCAGGUUUCUCUGACCCAGGAGCAAUUGCGGGAUGAAGAAGAGAAGCAUCUGGUGCAGGAGAAGCGAUACCUCCGCCUCGUGGGGCUGGAGGGGCACACAGAUCUGUGGCACAACACUACAGUGCCAGUCAUUGUCACCCAUGCACGAAACGAUGACCAUGCCAAUGUGGUCUCCUUUGUGCGGGAUGCGGCUCAACUCCCAUACACAGUUCUCGUAUAUAACCUAGGACUAAAGCCAUAUUCCCUGGCUGUGGUGUCGAACUAUUGCAACUCAUCAAAGUGCGCCAUAAUCGAUUUCGACCUGCAGCUGUUUCCCUCACACGUCAGCGAUGAGAGUAUCACAGCAUAUCGCCCACUUAUUAUACAGCACGCGGUGAGUCGCACGGGCGGCGUGAUCUACUGCGAGGUGUCCCAGCGCUGGGCGGGCACCGCGGGCGCGCUGGCGGCGCUGUGGGCGCGCGUGUCGGGCGAGGGCGCGCUGGGCGUGCUGGCGUGGCCGCGCCGGGCCGCCGUGACGUCGCUGACGCACCCGCGCAUGUUCCACUACCUGCGCGCCAGCGCCGACGACUUCCUCUUCGUGCAGAUGCUCGACGUGAGCCACCUGCUCGUGGCGCCGCGGCCCGCGCUGGCCGACGUCAUGCGCCAGUGGAUCCAGUGCGCGCUCACGCUCGACUGCAUCAUGCCUAUAGGCGCGCAGUCGGGCGGCUGCCGGUUCGACAAGAAGCCGCAAUACCGGUACUCGGGCUGCCACGGGCAGGACGCGUCGGCGCUCAGCAUCGUGCUGGGCGCGCGCGCCGCCUUCGACGAGUCGCGCUACGCGGCCGCCGCCGAGCGCUGCUGGCGCCGCGCGCCGCGCAACCGCACGGCCGCCUGACGGGCGCGCUACAGCCGCGCGGUCGAACUUUUGUUUUGAUGAAUUCUCUUACUCGCGUGUAACGUUACAAAUUUGUAUAAAUUGUACCUUUUCUUAUUAAUCUAUAUAGACACAUGUGACGCAUCCGCUGCGUGUGACGAAUGUUAUUAAUCUAACUCUAUGGCUUUACGGGCAUUUCAGUGAUCGAGGACAGUGAUUUUAUUUGUUUUAUUUUGACGUAAAUGUAUUUGUAUAUACGAAAACGCUGAGGAUACUAACGUUUCCUUUGGUUUGACCAUUAAACGGCCGUGGGUUGUGAUUUAAAUAUUGCUUUUGUUUCUAAUUUUAGUGAUUUAUUAUAUGUGUUUAUAAGUUUGUGCGGAGCGGUGACGAGCGAGUGCGAACGCGGCGACUCGGUUAGCGAUCUGUGUAAUAUGUUAACCGGUCUUCCGUGAAUUGUAAAUAUAUAAUAGUGCUUCUAAUUAUUUAUUUGUACAAUAAAACAAGAGCUCCCUAUAUAUUAAUAAAAUAUUAGUACGUGUCAUAAAUUUUACAAGCUUAUGUAUUGGGUUCAAUUUAUAAUAUUAAGUACUAAAAUAUGUAAAAUUUACAUUAAAUUUAGGUACUUAAUAUUGAUUAUAACGUAAGCUCCGCGAGUUGAAAACGAUAAGGGAUAGAACACACGAGUGCGACCGAGCGAGGCGACGGCCAAACAAAGCCCACAGACCAGUGUUGCAAAAGUGUAAAAUUAAAAGUCGGUAAAUUUGCCAGCUAAAAAUCGGGAGAAAUCGAGAGAUUUUUAUUCGGAAUAAAUCAAAAGUAUUUUAUGUUAAUAAUACGUUCAUUUUUUUUUUUUUUUUUCUUUCAGCCUUUUGCCGUCCACUGCUGGACGAAAGCCUCCCCCAUAGAACGCCAACCAUCCCGAUCUUGGGCAGUCCGCAUCCAUCCCGAACCUGCCACCUUUUUUAAAUCGUCGGCCCAUCUUGUCACAGGGCGUCCUACACUACGUUUGCCUAAGCGUGGUCUCCACUCCAACACGUGUCGGCUCCAUUGGCCAUCAAUGCGCCUGGAGACAUGACCAGCCCACUUCCACUUCAGCGAGCUAAUUCUAAACGCGAUGUCGGUGACUUUAGUUCUCUGGCGAAUGUCCUCAUUUCGGAUUCUAUCUGCCAGAGAAACCCCAAGCAUCGCGCGUUCCAUUGCUCGCUGAGCGACCCUAAAUUGGUGGACCAGUCCUACGGUAAGUGUCCACGUUUCGGCACCGUAAGUCAUUACAGGUAGGACGCACUGAUUGAAGACCCUGGUCUUAAGCGACUGUGUGAUCGACGAUUCAAAAAUAUGACGUAACCUCCCGAAUGCCGCCCAGCCCAAACGUAUUCUUCUUUUAGCCUCCUUCUCAAAGUUGUGCCGGCCAAGUUGUAUAGUUUGGCCCAGGUAGAUAUAUUCCUGCACAACUUCAAGUGGAGAGCCAUUUACGACCACUGGUCUCGGGGAUACAUGACGGUUUGCCAUAAUUUUGGUCUUUUCAAUGUUCAUCCCGAGACCUACUUGUCUUGAAGAAUCGCUCAGGCUGUUUAGCAUCUCUUCCAAAUUCUGCAGAGUCUCCGCCAUGAUGACAAUGUCGUCGGCAAAUCGCAGAUGUGUAAUGUGUUGGCCAUUUAUAUUAAUGCCGCGUCCGUUCCAAUCGAGCGUCUUGAAGACGUCCUCCAAUGCAUUGGUAAAGAGUUUCGGUGAUAUUACAUCUCCAUGUCUUACCCCGCGAUGCAAUUGGAUUGGUCUUGUGCUCUGAUCUUGUACUUGGACGGUCAUGGUUGCGGCUUCGUACAAACACUUUACCACCUGGAUAUACCGACAGUCAAUUAGGCAUCUCUGCAUGGAUUCCAGAACAGCUCAGGUCUCGAUGGUAUCGAAGGCUUUUUCGUAGUCCACAAACGCUAGGCAUAGAGGCUGAUUAUAUUCCUCGGUCUUCUGUAUUAUUUGCCUUAGUGUGUGUAUGUGGUCUACGGUACUGAAGCCUUUUCGAAACCCAGCCUGCUCCACGGGUUGGAAGUCAUCGAAUUUUCGGGCAAGACGAUUCGUGAUUACCCUCGAAAACAAUUUGUAAACAUGGCUUAAAAGUGAAAUGGGGCGGUAGCUUUUCAGAAGAGCUUUAUCGCCCUUCUUGAAAAACAGCACCACCACACUUCUGCUCCAUGUCUUCGGUGUUAUACCAUUGUGGAGGACGGAAUUAAAGAUGUUAGCCAGCUCUCUCAGAACUGGUGUGCCUCCUGCUUUGAGAAGCUCUGAGGUAAUUCCGUCAUCUCCUGGAGCCUUUUUGUUUCCAAGUUGCCCGAGAGCAAUCCUAAUCUCGCCCAAAUCGAUGUCGGGAAGAUCGUCUGAUAGAUGGCGUGUUAGUCUGGCUCGUGGGUCAUCCGCACUGUGGAACUCAGGUGGAGGUACUCGUGAUGAGUAUAAAUCGCCAUAGUACUUUUCGACUUCAGCUAGAAUCUCUGGUUUUGAGGUGACGGUUGUGCCUUGUAUGGUUCUGAGUUUUGUCAGGUGACAACAGGAGGUAUGUGACUUUGCAAAAACCUUUGAGCCCCUAUUGACUUUUUUAACCUUCCUGUUAAGUGCCUGACACUCAGAUGGCGUCAUGUUCUGCUGUUCUCGUCUCCUCGUCAUCUCGUUCAGAGUUUCGCCUGAGAGCUUCGACUUACGUCCAUUGCUCUUUUGUCGAAAGUAAUUCUGGCCUACCUCGCGGAUGACACGCACCAGACCAUUGGUGGCGUCGUCAAUGCCCUGCCUGGUUUCCAACAUGGCAAAUCGGUUCUGUAGUUCCAGCUGGAAGCUUUCGCAACCAGCUUCGACCUGAGGCUGAGUUGGUCUAAGAGUCGACUUCAUUAACCGCGAUCGUUCUAUUUUAGUGUUAAUAUUCAGGGUGCCUCUUACCAGGCGGUGAUCACUUCCAGUGUUUACCCUGUUGAUCACGGAGACAUCCCUAAAUAUUUGGCGCUUAUUGGAUAAAAUGAAGUCGAUCUCAUUCAUCGCUAUGUUAUCGGGGCUUCGCCAGGUCCACUUCCUUUGGGGCUUUUUCUGGAAAAAUGAAUUCAUCAGAAAUAA